AUGUGUCGAGAUCCUGAAGCGAGUGCUCAGCGCAGCCAGAUGUGCUCCCUGGUGGCUUGGCAAUGUCUGCUGUGGGUGAACCCCCUCCCCCCCCGACACCACCUGAAGGCCAAGGUCGGGAGGGGCUCUCACGUCUCCGACGUGCUGGCACUUGGGCGGCCCCGGGCGGGCCCUGCAACGCUCGGCUCUCCUGGCAACGGUGCCCCGGCCCCAGCCAUUCUGGAGCCAGAGAGCCAGCAGGGCCUCACGUGCCUCAGGGCUGACGAGGCCACGGGGAGGCCUUGGGCAGCGCCGAGCAGCCGUGGGGCCUGGGCCGUGCGCCCAUCCCCUGUCCCAGGCCUAAGUGCUAGGGGGCCCAGGGGUGGUCUGCGCUGCAGCCCCACAGGCUCCGAAGAGGGCGGCUGGUCUGAGGACCUGGAGUCGGGGGCCGGCUCCCCCCCGACCCUGUGCUUUGAUUCUGAGGAGCAGAGCAGUCCCUCUGCAGUCUCCCCACCCCCAGUGACCCCAGUGACCCCCGUGACUGCAGAAGAAUCACACCCGCAGCCCCUUCCCUACCCCAAGCCACCCUGGAGCCCCGUGCCCGGGGAUCUGCUCUGUAUAGAGAUGCUGGGCGACCAGCUUCUGUCUGGGAGGUGGGCCCUGCUCCAGGCAGAGCUGCUUGCAGGUGCCGUCUGGGAGGGCGGGCUGGCUUGGAUGGAUGACCCGGCCGUGCUGCAUAUGGAGGGGGGCCUGUGGAGAGACGGAGAGAAAUACGGCCUCCUGUCUUAA
This is a messenger RNA of Rangifer tarandus platyrhynchus (Svalbard reindeer), 768 nucleotides long. The record is from the annotation of a GenBank genome assembly. NCBI's taxonomy places the organism in Eukaryota, Metazoa, Chordata, Mammalia, Artiodactyla, Cervidae.